AUGCAGAGAGUGAUCCGGGUUCUGGUGGCCUGGUGCUGGGUGGCGGUGUGCGUCCGCGCGGCCAUGGACGAAUGUUCGGACGAGCGCGGCGCGGCGCAGCGCUGCAUGCCGGAGUUCGUGAACGCCGCGUUCAACGUGACGGUGGUGGCGACCAACACCUGCGGCUCCCCGCCGGAGGAGUACUGCGUGCAGACCGGCGCCACCGGGGUCACCAAGUCCUGCCACAUCUGCGACGCCCAGGACCCUCGGAACCACCACAGCGCCGUGUACCUGACCGACUACAACAACCAGCAGGACACCACCUGGUGGCAGAGCCAGACCAUGUUGGCGGGCAUCCAGUACCCGAACUCCAUCAACCUCACCCUGCACCUCGGUAAGGCCUUCGACAUCACCUACGUGAGGCUCAAGUUCCACACCAGCCGUCCUGAGAGCUUCGCCAUCUACAAGCGGACCAGGGAGGGCGGCCCCUGGGUGCCGUACCAGUACUACAGCGGCUCCUGCGAGAAGACGUAUCAGAAGGCGAGCCACGGCUUCAUCCGCACCGGAGAGGACGAGCAGCAGGCGCUCUGCACCGAUGACUUCAGCGACAUCUCGCCGCUCACCGGAGGAAACGUGGCCUUCUCCACGCUGGAGGGCCGACCCAGCGCCUACAACUUCGACAACAGCCCCGUCCUCCAGGACUGGGUGACGGCCACCGACAUCAGAGUGACGCUGAACAGGCUCAACACGUUUGGAGACGAGGUUUUUAACGACCCCAAGGUCCUCAAGUCCUACUACUACGCCAUCUCUGACUUCGCUGUGGGAGGAAGGUGUAAGUGUAACGGCCACGCCAGUGAGUGUGUGAAGGACAGCCGACAACAGCUGGUGUGUAACUGCAAACACAACACGGAGGGCGACGACUGCAACGUCUGCAAAGCGUUCUACAACGACCGGCCGUGGAGGAGAGCGACCGCCGACAACCCCAACGAGUGUCUGCCCUGCAACUGUAAUGGGAAGAGUUCUGAGUGUUACUUUGACGCCGAGCUGUACCGGGCCACGGGUCACGGAGGUCACUGCAGAAACUGCGCCGACAACACCGACGGGCCAAACUGUGAGCGCUGCCUCGACAACUACCACCGAGACCAGAGCGGCAGCCGCUGCCUGCCCUGCGGCUGCAACAGCGUCGGCUCAGAGUCUCCUCAGUGUGACAACAGAGGAGUGUGUGCAUGUAAACCAGGUGUGACCGGAGAGAAGUGCGACCGCUGCCAGCCGGGGUUCCACAGUCUGACGGAGGCCGGCUGCAGGCCGUGUUCUUGCUCGCCCUCUGGCAGCACUCAGGAGUGUGACGUCAACACUGGACAGUGUCGCUGCAAAGACAACGUGGAGGGCUUCAGCUGCGACAGGUGUAAGCUGGGUUACUUCAACCUGGACCCCAACAACCCUCAGGGCUGCACGCCCUGCUUCUGCUUCCAGCACUCGUCUGUGUGCGACAGCGCCGAAGGCUUCAGCGUCCACACCGUCAGCUCCUCCUUCAGCAGAGAUGACGAGCAGUGGACGGGUCAGCAGCGUGAUGGCUCCAGUGUCCCAGUCCAGUGGUCUCCCAGUGGACAGGAGAUCUCCCUCAUCUCAGAGGACUACUUCCCCAUGUACUUCAUAGCCCCAGAGAAGUUUUUGGGGAACCAGAUGUUGAGUUACGGACAGAACCUGAGUCUGAGCUUCCGGGUCGACCGGCGGGACACUCGUCUGUCGGCGGAGGAUCUGGUCCUGGAGGGAUCUGACCUGAGGGUGGCCGUCCCCCUCAUCGCCCAGGGCAACGCCUACCCCAACGAGAACAUGCAGACAUACGUGUUCAGGCUCCAUGACAGCACUGACUACCCCUGGAGGCCGACCAUCAGCCACGCCGACUUCCAGAAACUUCUCCACAACCUGACGUCCGUGAAGAUCAGAGGCACCUACAGCGAGAGGAGUGCUGGAUAUCUGGACGAUGUCUCCUUGGUGACGGCGAGGCGGGGUCCAGGUGUUCCAGCCCGCUGGGUGGAGCAGUGCACCUGUCCUCAGGGUUACCAGGGGCAGCACUGUGAGCAGUGCACUCUGGGAUAUCGUCGCGCCCGUCCAGAGCUCGGCGCCUUCAGCCCCUGUGAGCUGUGCAACUGUAACGGACACAGCGACGCCUGCGACCCUCAGACAGGUGCGUGUGCCUGUCAGGACAACACGGCCGGUUUGAGCUGUGAACGCUGUAAAGACGGUUUCUAUGGCGACGCCACGCGGGGGACGUCAGGUGACUGCGAGCCCUGUCCCUGUCCGGCCGGAGCCACCUGUGCUGUCGUGCAGAAGACCAGAGAGGUGGUCUGCACCAACUGUCCUGCAGGAACCACAGGUAAGCGCUGUGAGCUCUGUGACGACGGUUUCUUUGGCGACCCUCUGGGUCAGAGCGGGCCCGUCCGAGCCUGCCGCGCCUGCAAGUGCAGCGACAACAUCGACCCCAACGCCGUCGGCAACUGCAACCGUGAGACGGGAGAGUGUCUGAAGUGCAUCUACAACACCGACGGCUUCUUCUGCGACCGCUGCAAGGAUGGUUUCUACGGCAACGCCCUCAGCACCAACCCCGCCGACAAGUGCAAACCGUGCUCCUGUUCUCCGUCCGGUACCGUGGGUCGUCAGACGAGCUGCUCUCAGGUCACCGGUCAGUGUCAGUGUCUCCCCAACGUGGCCGAGCGCGACUGCAGCUCCUGCGAGCCGGGCUUCUUCAACCUGCAGAGCGGCAACGGCUGCGAACGGUGUAACUGUAAUCCGAUUGGCUCCACCAACGGUCAGUGUGACAUCAUCACAGGACAGUGUGAGUGUCAGCCCGGCGUCACCGGCCUCCACUGCGAACGCUGCGAGGUCAACUUCUUCGGCUUCAGCUCGUCUGGAUGCAAACCCUGCGACUGCGAACCUGAAGGCUCUCAGUCGGGUCAGUGUAAAGAGGACGGGCGCUGCGAGUGUCGGCCCGGCUUUGUCGGAGCUCGAUGUGACAUGUGUGAGGAAAACUACUUCUACAACCGCUCGGCGCCGGGCUGCCAGCAGUGUCCGUCCUGCUACGGUCUGGUCAGAGACAAGGUGAACCAGCAGAGGCAGAAGCUUCACGACCUGCAGACUCUGAUCGAUAACCUCGGCUCGGGUCAGGACACCGUCAGCGACAAGGCCUUUGAGGACCGGCUGAAGGAGGCGGAGCGAGCCAUCCUGGAGCUGCUGGAGGAGGCUCAGACCAGCAAAGACGUGGACCGCGGGCUGCUGGAUCGUCUCAACGGCAUCAACAACACUCUGACCACUCAGUGGAACCGACUGCAGAACAUCCGCAACACGGUGGACGAUACCGGCACUCAGGCCGACCGCGCCCGCAACCGAGUGCGAGACGCCGAGAGCCUGAUCGACCGCGCCCGGCAGGAGCUGGACAAGGCCAAGGACGCCAUCAGCAAAGUGGAUAUCAAACCGCCCAGCGGCACCGGAGAUCCAAACAACAUGACGCUGCUCGCCGAGGAGGCCCGAACGCUGGCUGAGAAGCACAAGAUAGACGCCGACCAGAUCGAGAAGAUUGCCAAAGAUGCCAACGACACGUCGACCAAAGCGUACAACCUGCUGAUGAAGACUCUGGAUGGAGAGGGCAAGACGAGCCAGGAGAUCGACGAGCUCAACAAGAAGUACAACGAGGCCAAGGAGCUGGCCAAGAACCUGGAGAAACAGGCCAACAAGGUCCGGGCCGAGGCGGACGAAGCCGGAGACAAAGCUCUGAAGAUCUUUGCCAACCUGACCAGCGUCCCUGUGUUAGACACCAAAGCUCUGGAGGACGAAGCCAGUAAGAUCAAGAAGGAGGCGUCGGACCUCGACAAGCUGAUCGAUAAGACGGAGAAGGAGUACAACGACCUGAGAGACGACCUGAAGGGCAAAGAGCAGGAAGUCCGCAAGCUGCUGGAGAAAGGAAAGAGUGAGCAGCAGACGGCAGAUCAGCUGUUAGCUCGAGCCGACGCUGCCAAAGCUCUGGCUGAGGAGGCAGCGAAGAAGGGCCAGUCCACCUUCAGAGAGGCCGAGACCAUCCUGAACGACCUGAGAGACUUUGACAAGCGGGUCAAUGACAACAAGACGGCUGCCGAGGACGCCAUGAAGAAGAUCCCCGCCAUCAACGCCACGAUCAUGGCCGCCAACGAGAAGACUAGACAGGCGGAGGCGUCGCUGGGAAAUGCUGCUGCUGAUGCCAAAGAGGCCAAGGAAAAGGCUGAGGAGGCCGAGAGGAUCGCCAGCACCGUGCAGAAGGGCUCAGCCAAGACCAAGGAGGACGCGGAGAAGGCCUUCCAGGACACCAACAAGCUGGACGACGAGGUCAGCGACAUGAUGGACCAGCUGAGCGCCGCAGAGCAGGAGCUGGCCCGGAAGAAGGCCGAGGCCGACCAGGACAUGAUGAUGGCGGGGAUGGCGUCAGACAACGCCAAGGAGGCAGAGGACAACGCCCGCAAGGCCAAGAGCGCCGUGAAGACGGUUCUGAGCACCAUCACCGCCCUGCUGGAUCAGCUGGGAAACAUCGACAAGGUGGACCUGAGCAAACUGAACCAGAUCGACGAGUCCUUGAAGAGCGCCAAGGGCAAGAUGGCCAACAGCGAGCUGGACAGGAAGCUGGUGGAGCUGAACGACGUGGCGCGGACCCAGGAGGACAUGAUCAAUGACUACGACCGGCAGAUCCGCGAGAUCCGCGCAGACAUCGCCAACCUGAACGACAUCAAGAACACGUUACCUGAGGGCUGCUUCAACACGCCGUCACUGGAGAGGCCUUAACCCCGCCCACCUCCUCCUCCUCCUCCUCCUCCUCCUCCUCAACACUCCCCUUCACGUCUAACAAUCUGGCAAACACGCCAACUUUUACCAAAACAGUUUUUUAAACUUUUACGUUUUCAGAUUCUUGUCUUUGUUUUUCUUUUUCAAGAGAGAAGCCAAUAUUUCAGCCUCGUUCACGGUUUUUAACAAGAGAAGCAGCUUUUAUUUUGUGUUCUUCGAGACGCAGUAUCAUGGUUUCGGUAGAAUGAACUAAGCGGCGUAGAGAAGCCGUGCAGAGAGGUGGACGAACCUCAGAGAGAAACCAGAACCACAAACCCGACGUGACUGCACCCGUCUGCUCGCAAGAGGAAGUGUCACCGACACAGAAACCACACAGGAAGUUCCUCUUCCAGGAAGUUUCAGCUUCCUGUGUCUGACCAGCCAUUACCCAUCAUGCCUCGGGACACCCCAGCUACUUUUCCAGUUUUCAGCUGUGAGAACGCCGCCAUCCUCCGUGUUCUCUUCUUCAUCUGUAAACCAAUCGUGUCUUCAGAAACCACACAGUGAAGGAAUCCUCUGGUUUUUCUGACCCAAAGCUACGAGCCCGACUCAAACAAACCGCAGAGGAAAAGUGUUUUAUCUUCUUCAGCAGUAUUCACACCUGCAGCAGGUCGUGUUGUUGAGCAGAGCCACGCCCACUCCGCUGCUCGCUGAAGUCUAGUUCCUGUGAGAUGUGAUUUCAUCUGGUCUCACCUCCACCUGUAGGACUUCAGGAGCUACGGAAGCCCGAGAGGAAGAGAAGAAAAGCUUUUAAUCAUUUUCUCUCUCGUGUUUGUGACCAAACAGGGAAAAAGUUGAGCCAGGGUCAUUUUUAAAUCUAGUUUCAUCUCUGAGACGAGCGUUUGUUUGUUCUUGAACUGCCAGGAUUGAUUAUUAAAUAUGAAACUGCUUUUUUCCCCAAACUAGUUAAUUAUCAUUGAUUUGUGGAAUUGUGCAAUUUUUGAUUUGAUUCUGUCGUCACACCAGAGGACACAAAGUGUUUGUAGAUGAUUUUGUUGCAUCAUUAUUUGUUCUGUCGGUGAAAACAAACCAAAAACACACUUUGUGUUCAGCGCGGCUCAUUCUUCCGUUAAUAGAACUGGUUUGAGCAGCAGGUGAAAUAAACCUCCUGUUGUUUUGUUUUCAGAAUAUGAUGCAACUGCCUCACAAAUAAGAACAAAAAUGAACCUGUCAAAAGUAAAAAGAGAAGAAAAAGAAGUAAAUUGAAAGUUAAUUGUUGACGGUGAAACAAGUGUUGGAAGUGAUCCUGGGAAAACUUCCACGUGUGUCACAGAUUGUUGGUCCUGCAGAAUCUUGUGUUCGCCCGUUACGUCACAAACUGAGGAGAGAAAAUCAUUUGGCUCAGACUCGGGUGAUGAUCAGUUUUGUGUGAUUCUCCUCUCGGGCGUCUGUGUGCGUCUUCAGAUCGGCUCUGACCCGUUUCACCUCGGUCCAACACCGUUUGGCGUCCUAAUGUUUUCACACUACAGACGUCGUGUCGUCGUCUCCAGAAGUCGCUGCUUGUCGCUGGUGUUUUAUCACAUUAACAUUUUCUUCCAGGCUCAAUCAACACUAUGCAACUUUGUACAUUUUGCGUAGCGAGAAUUUUAUCUGAUACACUGGUGCUAAUAAUUAUUUCAAAUGUUAUAUUUUUGUGUGAAUGUUUUUUAUUAUGACAUAGAGUGAGGAAUUUGUUAUUUGUGUAAAUAUAUGCUAAAAUGAUUCAGGACUGGCUGAUUUUCAGAUUAAAACUCCAACAUGCAAACAGCCACGUUAAGUUCUAUCACAAUCAAUCAACUGAAACCUCCAGGUUAAAUAUAUAUAAAUAUCUAUGAUAACGUCUGUGGUAUGUUAUUAUUAUAAUAUGCUUGCUUGUAUACAAGGCUCAGUGUUGCUGCCUCAUAGCGAUGCCAACAUUUCAUGUGUUUUAUUGAUUCUGUGGGUUUUCACACAUUGAUUAACUGAAUAUUUGUGUCUAGUUUCUUUGAGCUUCGACCCUUUUUUUACCAGUCAGGUCCUGAUGAUGUAAAGAGGGCGUCUCCGGCCUCACCGGCCGUUUUACUGAAUUUAUUGGGAGAUGAUGAGCUCAGUCACAUGUUGCUACAGUAGUUACCUGUUUUAAUUAGUGUUUUGUGCCUUAAUAUAAAGUUCAGUUGUAAUCACAGCCCCAGCGAGGGCGUCCAUGUUUUAUUUCACAAAGAUUUUCCUCGUCGUCUUCGUUCCCUCACGCCGUCUCCUCGGGUCGGAACCAGAGCAGGGCUGCUUUUUGGUUUUAAAUCAGGUCCUGAACAGAAAAAUCUCCAAGUAACAGUCAAACACAACCAGAGUUCAGAAAAUCAGCCAAAAAUCAGAUUCUCUGACAGAUGGAACCUGAACCUGUUUGUCUGCCCGGCGACAGAACCCUCUGCAGGUGAACUGGACUCACUCACUUGUUUUUGUCACCCGCUGUUUUAUUUCUCUCCCUCCAUCCAGACAGCCGCUCUGCAGCCUGUGCAGCACAGACGUGAUGUAUAAACAGUAUUUUAAGUUAUAAUGUACCAGUUAUUGUAAUGUAACCUGUUGUCUUAGAUGGCGCUGUGUGUGCUGCACAGCCUGCAGGACGACUCUGCAGCUCGUCGUCUUCUGUGGUGGUGACGUCACGUCUGCAGCCCUGCGACCGCCUGAGGGACCCUGUUUGUUCACACGUGCCUGUAAAUCCAAACUUAACAUUUGAAUAAUAAAAAAUUACUACAGGAA
This is a messenger RNA of Acanthopagrus latus (yellowfin seabream), 7539 nucleotides long. RefSeq names its product laminin, gamma 1 (gene lamc1). The coding region runs from base 1 to 4785 and encodes 1594 amino acids. The transcript has 28 exons. The record is from RefSeq and is a predicted model, not a curated record. Lineage: Eukaryota; Metazoa; Chordata; Actinopteri; Spariformes; Sparidae.